AUGUCCUGUACACAGACGGGUCAUCAUUUCCAGGGCAUGGGAGCGGCCAUUGUCUACUUUAACUUUUACUUCGACAAAGUUCCUUACAACUUUGAUGCCUUUUCAAGAGCCAAAAACCUGACAACGCGUGGCAAAGUAACUGCACUUAAACCUUUGAAGAACAAGCUUGGAAUACAACGAAAACCAAGGAGACAACAAACAAAACAAAAGACAACGGGAACCAAGGACACAACAAACAAAACGAAAGACAACGGGAACCAAGGAGACACCAAGACAAAACGAAAAACAACGGGAACCAAUGAGACGCCAAGAAAAAAGGAUAGACAACGGGAACCAAGGAGACAACAAACAAAACGAAAUACAACGGGAACCAAGGAAACAACAAACAAAACAAAAGACAACGGGAACCAAGGAGACAACAAACAAAACGAAACACAACGGGAACCAAGGGGACACCAAGACAAAAGGAAAGACAACGGGAACCAAGGAGACAACAAACAAAACGAAAGACAACGGGAACCAAGGAGACAACAAACAAAACGAAAAACAACGGGAACCAAAAAGAAAACAAACAAAACGAAAGACAAUGGGAACCAAGGAGACACCAAGACAAAAGAAAAGACAACGGGAACCAAGAAGACACCAAGACAAAAGGAAAGACAACGGGAACCAAUGAGACAACAAACAAAACGAAAGACAACGGGAACCAAGGAGACAACAAACAAAACGAAAGACAACGGGAACCAAGGAGACACCAAGACAAAACAAAAACAACGGGAACCAAGGAGACACCAAGACAAACGGAAAGACAACGAGAACCUAGGAGACACCAAGACAAAAGGAAAGACAACCGAAACGAAGGAGACAACAAACAAAACAAAAGACAACGGGAACGAAGGAGACACCAUGACAAAAGGAAAGACAAAAGGAACCAAGGAGACACCAAGAUAA
Molecule: messenger RNA, 951 nt
Organism: Mizuhopecten yessoensis (Yesso scallop)
Lineage: Eukaryota; Metazoa; Mollusca; Bivalvia; Pectinida; Pectinidae
Exons: 3
Coding region: 1-951 (316 amino acids)
Source: RefSeq, a predicted model, not a curated record